AUGAGCUCUAGGACUUUGACGGGGCUAAGGACUGCAAAGUCCUCGCGACUCAAGCAAAACAAUGCUUCUUUGAACAGCAGCAGCAGCCAACCACCAGUUUGGUGUCCUUCUACAAGGAGAAAUAUCUCGUCUACAACCCAACGACGAGUUCAGCAGAGCGCCGAGUUCUCGUCCAGCAGUCGGAGCUAUGAGCGACUGGGCCGCCGCGCCAAGGAGAAGUUGCUGGAUCGGGACUUCUUUCUUAGUUUGUUGAACUCCGCGUCGACGAAGCGAGAAGCCAAGUCUUACCUUGCUCGUCUCAAGGCCCAGCACCAGAUUAGCGCAAACCAGGCAGCACCCAAAUCCCUCGUGACAGAUGUGAAGAUCCCCUCUGCGGCUAUACCCUCAUCAACCGGGGUCAACCUGGGUUCGUUCUACGGUGCCUCCCGGUCGGUCUACGAGUCGCCGGUCUUUAUCCAUGAUACCACCCCUAGUCCCCCACCGCCGACCAUCACCCAGCGGCUCCAUCUGGCCCUGAUCAAGAUUACCACCCCGCAACUCCUGGACGAUUACACAAUCAAUGGCGUGGCGAAAACCUUGUCCCAGCUGAACCGUCUGGGGAUGGCAUGCUGUGUAGUGGUCGACCCGGGCGCGGGCGAUGAUCUCAAUGCGCUGCGGAAGAUCGCUGCAGAGCAGGCCGAUCGGCUGUCGUUGGCGGUCGACGCUCAGCCGGAUUCAAAAUCUGCCCACAUUGACUCGGUACUGUCUAUCUCAACGACGAAGCCACCGGCUCUAAAAGUGUCCUCGCGGAAAGUGCUGCUUGGCCCGUUGCGGGAUGGCCAGAUUGUGGUUGCGGCCCCUGUCGCCUACACCGAGGAAGUGCCCCGGGCUGUCGCCGUUACUGGCAACGAUGCCAUCCUUGCAUUGGCAAAGGAACUUGCGGGACUGGCGACGGUGCCUGAUCCUGAUGAAGAUCCUCUGCUCACGGCUCAGAGGAUCAAGGACCUGCAGGCAGAAGUUUCUCUGGAUCGUGUCAUUCUCUUAGAUCCUCUUGGGGGUAUUCCCGCGCUCAGUGGCCCUCAGUCGUCCCACGUCUUCAUCAACAUGGAGCAAGAGUUUGGCGAUAUCCUACAAGAGUUGCGUCAAGUGCGGCAGUCCGCAUUGUCGGCAGAGAAGACCCCCCCUGCGGGACAACCCGACUGCCCGUCGAUUCCCGCUUUAGAAGCGAGUGCUAUCGAUGGCCAUCUCGAGAACUUGCGGCUAAGCCAAGCGGCACUCGCAUUGCUACCAUCGGCCUCUUCCGGAAUUAUCACUUCGCCUCUCGAAGUCGCAAAUUCAGCUCAAUCCUCUCACGGUCUUGCGCCAGAACUUUCUGCGGUGGGUACGCGUCGGCAGCGAAACCCUCUAAUCCACAAUCUCCUAACCGACAAACCUCUACUUUCUUCAUCUUUGCCUCUGAGCCGCCGUGCAGCUAUGCACGGACGCCCAGCCUCUGUUACUACACCCGGCCUACAUACAACAUUUGUCAAACGAGGCAUGCCUCUGACUUUGAUCCCGAACCCGCGAGUCCAGGUGUGGACUGCACAAAAUCGCCCGCAGCUGGGAUUGGACGACCCAUGCAUCGACCUUCCGCGCCUGGUUCAUCUGAUUGAAGACUCCUUCAAUCGCAAACUUGAUGUGCAGGACUACCUGAACCGUGUCAAUGGCCGUUUGGCGGGGCUGAUCAUCGCUGGAGAAUAUGAAGGAGGAGCCAUCUUAACAUGGGAGCUGCCGCCUGGGGUCGAGGAUGAUGGAAGCGAGGCGAGUCAGGCACGCAUGGUUCCCUAUUUGGAUAAGUUCGCGGUUUUGAAACGCAGUCAGGGCGCGGGAGGUGUGGCAGAUAUUGUGUUCAACGCGAUGGUGCGGUCCUGUUUCCCGAAUGGCGUGUGCUGGCGCAGCCGCAAGGACAACCCGGUGAACAAAUGGUAUUUUGAGCGCUCGCAGGGAACGUGGAAGCUGAACGACACCAACUGGACCAUGUUUUGGACAACGCCUGGAUUGGUGCAGGAUUCGCAGAGAUUCCAGGACUACGAAGGAGUGUGUCGCAGCAUUCAACCGAGUUGGGCGGAUGACAUUGGGGUGGUUGACUGA
Molecule: messenger RNA, 2109 nt
Organism: Aspergillus aculeatus ATCC 16872
Lineage: Eukaryota; Fungi; Ascomycota; Eurotiomycetes; Eurotiales; Aspergillaceae
Gene: arg2
Product: acetyl-CoA:L-glutamate N-acetyltransferase
Exons: 3
Coding region: 1-2109 (702 amino acids)
Biological process (GO): L-arginine biosynthetic process
Cellular component (GO): mitochondrial matrix
Molecular function (GO): L-glutamate N-acetyltransferase activity, acting on acetyl-CoA as donor; arginine binding
Source: RefSeq, a predicted model, not a curated record